CCGAGUUAUGCGUGGGAGUCGGGUUGGGGCGGAGCGGAGGGGAGUCCGUGCGCUGCAGGGCCGGUUCCCGCGGAGCCGUAGGAGACGGUCGGCGUUGCCAGGGCGGGGCGGGACGGCAGGGGCCAUGGCGGAGCCGCCUCGGCUACCUCUGACUUUUGAGGAUGUUGCCAUUUAUUUCUCGGAGCAAGAAUGGCAGGAUCUAGAGGCAUGGCAGAAGGAGCUUUACAAGCAUGUGAUGAGAAGCAAUUAUGAGACUCUCGUCUCUCUAGAUGAUGGACUUCCAAAACCAGAACUGAUAUCCUGGAUUGAACACGGGGGAGAGCCCUUCAGGAACUGGAGAGAAUCACAGAAAUCAGGAAACAUAAUUUGCUCCUCUGGUGAUUUGCAUUUUGAUCCAGGUUUUCAGGAACAGCUGUUUUGGGGAAGCCAGCAGGCUGUGAAUUCAAGAAAAACUAAAAGCCAUUUCCAAUUAGAUCUUCUUGAGAGCCAGUGUUCCUUUGGAUCCUUUGUUUCCUUGAGGUCUGACCAAGGCAUCACCCUCAGGAGCCCACAGAGGCACAACGCCAGGACUCCUCCGCCACUAGCCCGCGGCCCCAGUGAAUCUACCCUAAAAGAACUCCCAAGUCCCAGAAAUCUGGAUCUUCCUGGUUUGCGGGACGUCCCUGCCUGGGAGAGCACCCAGCACCCUUAUCCUGUCUCGGGGGAAAGCUGUUGGGCGAACAACCAUUUAGUAAUGCACCAGAGGGGCCAGUCAAAGGACCGACCACAUAGGGCCUGGGAGAAAUUCAACAAGAGGGCGGACACGCAGAUGCCGCGGACCAGCCCUCGGGUACAAAGGCACUUCCGGUGUCGCGUGUGCGCCAAGAGCUUCCGCAGGAAGCUGUGUCUUCUGAGCCAUCUGGCGGCCCACGCGGCGAGGGUUCCCUUCCAGAGCGCUGACGGUGAAAUGUGCUUCCGACAUGAGCAGGCCCAUCCCAGCCACCGCCUCCCGCACCAGGGGGAGAAGCCUGCCCAGUGUACCCCGUGCGGCAUGCGCUCCCUCCCGGUGGACAGCACGCAGGCUCGCCGGUGCCAGCAGAGCCGGGAGGGGCCGGCCUCUUGGAGAGAAAGCCGCGGGGCCUCCAGCAGUGUGCACUCGGGAGAGAAGGCAGGCUCGCGCCUGGCGCAAAAGGAGAGCGGCCACCAGCAGGGGGACACGGAGGCUCAGCAGCACCUCGCACCGGCGCCCUGCUCUUGCUCGGAGUGUGGGGAGCGCUCCCCUACGAGCACCCUCGCCUGCCACUGCAGGGCGCGUACUGUAGAAAAGCCCUUCCAGUGUCCCCAUUGCAACAAGCGUUUCUGCCUGCGCCGCCUGCUGCAGGUCCACCAGCACGCGCACGGUGGGGAGAGACCGUUCUCCUGCAGGAAAUGUGGCAAGGGCUUCGCCAAGCAGUGUAAACUCACGGAGCACAUUCGAGUCCACAGCGGAGAGAAGCCUUUCUGGUGUGCCAAGUGUGGCAGGAACUUCCGUCAGAGGGGACAGCUGCUGCGGCACCAGCGGCUGCACACGGACGAGAAGCCCUUUCAGUGCCCAGAGUGUGGGCUGAGCUUCCGCCUGGAGAGCAUGCUGAGAGCCCACCGGCUCCGGCACGGCGGGGAGAGGCCGUUCGCCUGUAGCGAGUGUGGCAGAGGCUUCACCCACCAGUGCAAGCUCCGUGAGCACCUGAGGGUGCACAGCGGGGAGAGGCCUUUCCAGUGCCUGGAGUGCGACAAGCGCUUCCGCCUGAAGGGCAUCCUGAAGGCCCACCAGCACACGCACAGCAAGGAGAGGCCGUUCUCGUGUGGGGAGUGUGGUAAGGGCUUCACCAGACAGUCCAAGCUCACGGAGCACUUGCGCGUGCACAGCGGGGAGAGACCCUUCCAGUGCCCAGAGUGCAACAGGAGCUUCCGCCUGAAGGGGCAGCUGCUCAGCCACCAGCGCCUGCACACGGGAGAGAGGCCCUUCCAGUGUCCGGAGUGUGACAAGCGCUAUCGCGUGAAGGCCGACAUGAAGGCCCACCAGCUGCUGCACAGCGGGGAGAUGCCUUUCUCCUGUGAGUGCGGCAAGGGCUUUGUGAAACACUCGAAGCUCAUCGAGCACAUCAGGACGCACACGGGAGAGAAGCCUUUUCAGUGUCCCAAGUGUGACAAGAGUUUCCGCCUGAAGGCGCAGUUGCUCAGCCAUCAGGGCCUGCACACAGGGGAGAGGCCUUUCCACUGCCCUGACUGUGGCAAGAACUUCCGGGAAAGGGGACACAUGCUGAGGCACCAGCGCAUCCACAGGCCCGAGAGGCCCUUUGCGUGUGGCGACUGUGGGAAGGGCUUCAUUUAUAAGUCUAAGCUUGCAGAGCACAUCAGAGUACACACAAAAUCCUGUCCUGCUCCAAAUGAACUGGACAUUAAGAAAAGGCUCAGCCAACUGUUUGCAAUGAUAGAGGCCGACUGGAGUUGAGGCAGAGUGGGACAUCCAAAGCGUUGAGCAGGAGUGGUAUUGCCCGGGAAUCCACCCCAACAGUAGCCAGACCUGCUGGUAGACGGGUUUUAGGAGCAGGUGUCCUUCUUUGAGCAAGAGUGUCAUACAAGUUAGGAAUAUGAGGAACCACAAAGGAUUUUCUCUUCGGAAACAUUACCAAUUAUAUUUCUUUUUUUUUUCCAAGACGGAGUCUUGCUCUGUCACCCAGACUGGAGUGCAGUGGCGUGAUCUCGGCUAUAUUGGAAAAGACAGCAUUAUAAAACAAGGACAUAAUAAUAUGAAAAGCACGGCAUCUGCAAACAAAAAGAAUUUCUACGAGGUUAUAUGUGAUUGCUAAAAAAUUUUUAAGAAAAAGUGCACACAGAAAUCCAGAUAGAAUGUGAUUACCUUUUUGUAUUUAUAUAAAAAUAUAUCUGUGUAAUUACAAAGAA
Molecule: messenger RNA, 2922 nt
Organism: Cercocebus atys (sooty mangabey)
Lineage: Eukaryota; Metazoa; Chordata; Mammalia; Primates; Cercopithecidae
Gene: ZNF786
Product: zinc finger protein 786
Exons: 4
Coding region: 8-2470 (820 amino acids)
Biological process (GO): regulation of transcription by RNA polymerase II
Molecular function (GO): RNA polymerase II cis-regulatory region sequence-specific DNA binding; DNA-binding transcription factor activity
Source: RefSeq, a predicted model, not a curated record